AUGUCGGAUGAGAAGAUAAAUUCUUCAGAUUUAAAUGAGGAAAGGACCAAGGAGAACUUUUCAAUUAUUCAGGACAUGGGUAUGGACAAGGAUGUCCUACUCGAGGAUAUGAGACAUUUCAACAUAGUUUUCCAUAAAGCAGAAAAAUUGUACAAAACUUUUCUUGGCCCGUACAACACAUAUGAAGAAGUAGCACCAUCAGUAUAUAAUCAGGAGUUUCAACGAUCCCACACGGAGAGACAGGCUCAAUUGAAGGCUUUGAACUAUCAAAAUUCAGAAGGGGUUGAAGUUGUUCCAAAUGUGAUUGUAUUUCAGGGAUGGAGUGGUGAAGGCACAUACACUUAUAGAUUCACAAUAACCAACAAGCUAAGAGUAAACCAGCAUAACCAGAUAUUCAAGAAAAUCGCUCAUGGCAUAACUGCAUCGUUUACUGUCGUUUUCAGGCCCAACAGAUUGAACGAUUAUGAACAUCGUAUUUGCGUAUCGUCAUCAUUUCAUGAUUUUGAUAUUCCCAUUUAUGCUAUCGGACCAAGGCCUAUGAUUGACUUUCCUGACAUCAUUAAUUUCGGUGAUGUACCUGUAAAGUUUCUUUCGCAGAGGAUCAUCACACUGAAAAACAUAGGCCAAGUCACUGCCGUAGCAAGCUUGUCUACUAUGACCCCUUUUGCUGUACGACCUAAUAAAAUUAGUCUCGAGCCAGGCAAAACUUGUGCUACAACUGUAUCAUUUGCUUCUCUUGUGGUAGGAAUAUUUAUGGGCAAACUGAGAGUUUUGUUCGAUACAGGUGACUGCCUUUGCAUAAAGUUGAUGAGCUUAGCAGAGAAUAUAAAUGUCUCCCUGGAAACAGACAUAUACCAUUUUGACGAGACAUACGUCGGGAUGGUUUCUUCUGGAGUAACAAAUUUGAUAAAUAAUACUGACCACAUAUUGAAAUUUUCAUUUCACAAAUAUUUAGAUUAUACUGAUGAGAUGAAAGAAUUAUUAGCUAUGGAACGUAUCUCCAAAGAUUUUGUUGAAACCAAGGCCCCUGUUUCGGCGAUUAACAGCUACUACACCGGAGUUCAUCAGCAUGAUAUAAUAGCUGAUAGAAUUGCUUUGGAUGAGAUGAACCAUAUGAAUUUGGUCAACAUGAGCUUCAGCCAUCCCACAUUUGAGAUAUCACCAUUGGUUGUUUUUAAAAACAUCGGCCCGAUUGGGGGAGAAGUGAGGUAUAUGAAAGAGAAAUCUUUUUUUGGAGGGACAAUUACCACUGUACCUGAAUCAGUGUUUGUCUCUUCGAAUGAAAUUUCCCUCAUGUGUGUUAAGUUGGACAGCAAAGUCGUUGGGACAUUUUAUGAAACGCUGACUUUUGUUGUAGCAGAGACAGAAAAAAAAUUGAAAAUUGUCAUAAAGUGA
Molecule: messenger RNA, 1395 nt
Organism: Cimex lectularius (bed bug)
Lineage: Eukaryota; Metazoa; Arthropoda; Insecta; Hemiptera; Cimicidae
Exons: 9
Coding region: 1-1395 (464 amino acids)
Biological process (GO): axonemal central apparatus assembly; cilium movement
Cellular component (GO): axoneme
Source: RefSeq, a predicted model, not a curated record